AUGGCUGCCAGCCCAGGUCGUAGUGGCCAGAGAGCAUUCGCACAGAAACUAAACAGAUCGCAACAAGCAGCCGAUAUCCGAAGACAGGUUUCUACUCUGUCACAAUAUUCCACGAUUCCAAAAGAAGUACCUCGUAGUGUCAGUGCAACUACGAUAAGCACCAAUGUCAGUAGCGCUGCUUCUAGUCCCACCAUUGCUGGGCAGGUGCCGAUAUGGGAAGUUGUUGAUCCCCCUGAUUUUGAGGACUUCCUUCAGCAGCGGGCGGCUCAAGUGGAAGUUGACCAGUUACGUGACCUCCUAUAUUUCCCAGAUGAUGACCUUGAGGUUGGCUAUUUACGACGUCAAUAUCGUACUGUGAAACCAAUUGUUCCAGAUGACAACCAUUUAGAUUCUCAUGUUCAAGACUGCAUACGUGCGUACACCUCAGAUUGGUGUAUUUAUCAUCGUCAUUAUCAACAGUUUGUUACUAUACAUGGAACUGAUAGACCUAGAGAACGUGAGCUGACGUUGAAAUCACUACCCAAGCAGACAUUUGAAGUUGAUGAACUGCCUGACUUAGAACUUCAGCAUCAGGAGGAGGUGACCAAGAGACGUUCAAUUCACAUGGACAGUACACCACGAGGCAGCUGGUCAUCAAGUAUCCAUGAUUUGCAAAACUCUGAAGCUGAUCAGAUUCUUCCUAAUUUAUUAGAACAUGUGCCGCCAGAUGAGCAAGAUAGACUGAAUGAAGAAAUGAGGAGAAUACAUCGGCAAGAUAAUCUCUUUGGUAUAUAUCAGCUGACUGAAGAAGAAGGUGGAAUUGAAAGGAGAGCAUCAGCUGAUAUGCCCAGGGAAUAUUUUGGCCACAGAUUGUUAGUAAAAUGUCUUACUCUAAGAUUUGAAAUUGAGAUUGAACCAAUUUUUGCUGUGAUGGCACUGUAUGAUGUAAGGGAGAAAAAGAAGAUCUCAGAAAACUUCUACUUUGACUUAAACUCAGAUCAUUUACGUGCUAUGUUGAAGCCUCAUGUGACCUAUCCAGACAUUGUCACUGUUUGUCGGUCCUGUAUAUUCUCAAUAACAUAUCCCUCAAGUGAUGUGUUCUUAGUAGUAAAGUUAGAAAAGGUUUUACAACAAGGCGAUAUAAGUGAGUGUGCUGAACCCUAUAUCAAAGACGAUACUCUAAAGGUAAGGAAAAGGCUGUAAAAAAAUAAAGCAAAUGCUAAAUAUUACUGUGAGAAACUUGGUAAAUAUCGAAUGCCUUUUGCUUGGACUGCAAUCCAUCUGAUGAAUAUUGUGAAUGGGGCUGGUACUUUGGACCGUGAUCCACUCAUAUCAGAAAAGGACUUCAAUAAGGAAGAUCGCCGUGCUAGUAGUGCAAGCAGUGGUUACGACACUGGAAGUUUACGCAGAGGUAAACCUGGCGAUACUGGAUCCUUACCUAGAAAGUCAGACAGUACUGGAUCUCUCAAACGGAAUGGAUCUGAAAGAAGACCAAGAAUAGAAGAAGAUGUUUCAAACCUGGCUACAUUUAGACCAGUCACUCUGACAGUAUCAAGCUUCUUCAAGCAGGAAAGUGACAAACUUACUGAUGAAGAUUUGUACAAGUUUUUGGCCGAUCUAAAGAGGCCUUCAUCAGUGUUAAAAAGGUUGAAAUGUAUUCCUGGUACAUUAAAGUUAGAUAUAUCACCCAUGCCUGAGAAUCUACCAUUCUGUCUGACACCAGAACUCCAACAAGUUGAUCCAUAUCCAGAUAUGAGAAGCAGACCAACACGAGAAAUUCAAGAAUUUCCGUCCAAAGAAGUGUUUUUACCCCACACUACAUACAAGUAUGUUAUUUUUGGGAAAUCUAACUGUUCACCAUUUACAACAGAAGCGUAUACUGCCUGUACCUACCAUAAUAAAUGUCCAGAUUUUUCCGAAGAAAUUAAAAUAAAGUUGCCGGCAACAUUGACUGACCAACACCAUGUGCUAUUUACGUUCUACCAUAUCAGUUGUCAACGCAAAGCAGAUAAUUCCCCUGUAGAGACUCCUAUAGGAUACACGUGGAUCCCUGCAAUGCAUGAUGGGAGGUUACAGACUGGUGAAUUCUGUCUUCCGGUGUCAGUUGAGAAACCACCAUCCAACUACUACAUGCUGUCACCAGAGGUCCAGCUACCUGGUAUGAAAUGGGUGGACGGUCACAAAGGAUUGUUCAAUGUUGCUGUACUGUCAGCAUCCAGUAUUCAUACAAAGGAUGAACAUGUAGAUCGGUUUCUGAGUCUGUGCCAUGCUGUUGAGGAUGGUCGAAUACCGCGUAGCAUUGGUGAAGCCAACAUGGAAUCUGAACUCAAGAAAUGUGUUAGCAAUUUAUCACAUGCCUCUUUUGAGCCGUUGGUACGAUUCUUGUAUGUCUUGUUGGAUAAGCUGAUACUCAUGCUGGUUCAGCCACCCAUUAUUGCUGGACAAGUUGCCAAUAUGGGACAGUGUACAUUUGAAGCUGUUUCAAACAUCUUAUCACGAGUCCAUCUUCAGCUUGGUGCACAUUUAGACUGUCAUGCUAGAAAUGGAUUAUUAGCUAGCUAUGUACACUAUGCCUUCAGACCACCACCGCUACAGUAUUCACCUACGUCUUUCAGUCCAGCUUCUUCACCAAGCAAAAGUCCAUAUGGUGACCUUGCUAGACCAAACACACUGAACCUGUCAAAUCGUUCCUUGAGUAGUAGCAAUCCUGAUUUAGCAGUCACUCCAACAUCACCUGAAAUUGACUAUUAUACACUAGGACGAUCUCCCAAUGAAAGAAUGAGGAGUGCUACCAGAACGUCAAUUGCUGAGACUGGAAUGGGGAAUGUUCCAGUUCAGGGCUUGGGUGGAAGAAUGCCAAGUAAAAAGUUAGUACAUGAGGAAUUAGCAUUACAGAUGGUUGUGUGCAGUGGCUCUAUUAAAGAAACUGCUUUGCAGCAUUCCUGGUUCUUCUUUGAGAUGAUGAUUAAAAGCAUGGCUUUAUACGUUGCUCAGACUGGACGUUUAAUGAUUAAUCGUUGUGAAAGAUUUCCAUCUCGAUUUCUUGAUGAUGUUAACACUAUUACUAAUUCAGUCACUACAGACAUCAUUAGCAGGUACAAUAAGGACUUUCGAUUUAGCCAGUGUGUGAAUUCUAGCCUUGCAUUUUUCUUGGCUGACUUGAUAUCAUUGAUGGAUGUCACAUUUGUUUUUUCAUUGAUUCAGACAUAUUGCAAACAAGUGUCUUUUAGAAUAUCGCAAUUAGCAGACCCGACCAGUUUAGCAAUGCUGAAACAAGAUUUCCUGCGAAUUAUUUCCAGUCAUGAACACUAUGUGACUAUCAAUCUUCCUUUGCCAUACCCAUUGUCAUCUCCAGCGUCAUCUCCAUGUCCAUCUAUAGCAAGUUCUACAUCACAGAGUUCAUAUUUAUCGUCCAACACAUUAACUGAUCAGCGUUGCAGUAUGGCUGAGUUGUCUACUGAAUUCCGUCAACAGCAUUAUAUAACUGGUUUGAUUCUUACCGAUUUGUCCUACAUACUUAAUCCAAGCCUACAUCGUCAAGCCGUGGACACUACAUCAAAUAUCCUUGCAUGCCAUGAUGCCGAUUCACGCUACGCUAGCAGAGAAUGUCGUAUGCGUGUGGCAUCGCUUUACCUUCCUCUCAUUGGAAUAGUUAUGGAUGGUUUGUCACAGUUGCAUGAUGGAAAUUUAGAGCCUAGUAAAAGGCCACCGUCGGCCAUCUUGGAUGAUGAAAUGCCUUUGAAUCAAGCUAUAGCCAUGGCAGCAAUUUCUGGUGUAAGUGUACAAGAACCUACCUCAUUAAAGGUAAGUAUACUGUUGCCUAAAAACUCUACCAGUCUCAAUCCAUUAUCUACAAGGAAUCUAUUGAUGUGUUUUCUGUGGGUCGUUAAGAAUGUUGAUAAAAAGAUACUACAUCAAUGGUGGUGUGAAUACUCACAGAGCAGAUUACAACAGUUACUGGAUGUUCUUUUCUUCUGUGUCUCAGUAUUUGAAUAUAAGGGAAAAAAGAAUUUGACCUCCCAGUCUAGGAUGUCAUUUAAAAAAUCAGUAGAUGCCAAGGCAAAGCUAGAAGAAGCGAUACUGGGAAAUUAUGGUGCUCGUAUGGACUUGAUGCAGAGACGAAGUAAACAGUGGCAAACUGGUAAAGGUGAAAGGUUACGAUGGCGGAAAGAUCAAACACAGACAUGGAAACAGACAGCUGAUGCAACAGAUCACCCUCGUGAUUUAGAAGCUGAUGCUUUGCUGGAAAGUAACCUAGCAACAGAAGUGAAUAUGAUUGUACUUGACACAUUGGAACUCAUUGUUUCCACUAUAUUGUCAUGUGAUAAUCUUCAGAAUUUGCUCGGCAGUGUGUUACGUGUCUUGCUGCAUCAAUUGGCGUGCAACCAAAGUGUGGUCGCUUUACAAAAUAUCUUAGGAACUCAGAGAGCAUUGGUGUUCAAGUUCCCAGAACUAUUGUUCGAAGAAGAAACAGAACAAUGCGCAGAUCUCUGUUUAAGAUUAUUGAAUCACUGUAGUUCGUGUAUAGCAGUCGUCAGAUCUCAUGCCAGUGCUUCACUGUAUUUGCUGAUGAGACAAAACUUUGAAAUAGGCAACAACUUUGCAAGGGUCAAGAUGCAAGUUACUAUGUCUCUGUCCUCCUUGGUUGGAACUGACCAUACCUUUAAUGAGCAGUUUUUAAGACGAUCCUUAAAAACGAUAUUGACAUAUGCAGAGAAUGACGGUGAACUGCAAGAUACUACGUUUCCAGAACAGGUUCGUGAUUUAGUGUUUAAUCUUCAUAUGAUAUUAUCUGAUACUGUUAAAAUGAAAGAAUUCCAAGAAGAUCCAGAAAUGUUGCUUGAUUUGAUGUAUAGAAUUGCCAAAGGUUACCAAACUUCUCCAGAUUUACGUCUGACAUGGCUGCAGACUAUGGCCAAUAAACACUCUGAGCAUAAUAAUAAUGCUGAAGCUGCUGAGUGUUUAGUUCAUUCUGCAGCUCUAGUUGCCGAAUAUUUACAUAUGAUAGAAGAUAAACCGUAUUUACCAGUAGGAUGUGUUGCAUUGGAGAAAAUUUCACCCAAUGUGAUAGAGGAGAGUGCUGUAUCAGAUGACGUGGUAUCACCAGACGAGGAAGGCAUAUGUACUGGCAAGCUAUUUUCAGAGAGUGGAUUUGUAGGUUUAUUGGAAACAGCUGUUAGUAAAUUUACAUAUGCUGGUAUGUUUGAAACAGUGAAUGAAGUUUACAAAAUACUAAUUCCUAUUCAUGAAGCCAAUAAAGACUACAAAAAGCUAGCAAUCAUGCACGGCAAAAUCAGAGACGCAUUUAACAAAAUUGUACAGCAGGGCCAUAAGAGAUUAUUUGGUACAUACUUCCGUGUUGGUUUCUAUGGCAACAUGUUUGGGGAUUUAGAUGGUCAGGAAUAUGUGUAUAAAGAGCCACCUAUAACAAAACUACCUGAAAUAGCUAAUAGACUGGAGUCCUUCUACAAUGAGAGAUUUGGUAACGAUGUCGUUGAAGUGGUCAAAGACUCCAAUAUGGUAGACCGAGAGAAGUUACAAGCCAAGAAAGCAUAUGUCCAGAUUACUUACGUGGAGCCAUACUUUGAUUUCUAUGAAACUCUCAGUCGGGAAACACAUUUUGAAAAAAAUAUAAACAUUCGAAGGUUUAUGUAUGCAACGCCAUUUACACUGGAUGGCCGUGCUCAUGGUGAUUUACAAGAACAAUACAAACGUAAGACUAUCCUGACUGUGUCUAACUCAUUCCCAUACAUCAAAACCAGACUGUCUGUCAUAUUUAGAGAAGAGGGUCCUUUAGAAGUGGCCUUAGUGUUCUUAUCAGACUGUUCAGAAACUACUAAAACAAUGGAUAAACACUACAAUAAAUUAAGACUUUCUUUCAAGGAAUUUUCAAACAAGUGUGAGGAGGCAUUGCAUAAAAACAAGAGUCUAAUUGGACCAGACCAGAAAGAGUACCAACGUGAACUUGAAAGAAACUAUCAUUGGUUCACUGAACGUUUAAAACCACUGAUAUGUAAUAGAAUGGGUACAAUAAAACGAAAUCCCAGAUCCCGCAGCACUGGUUCUAGCAAAGGUAGUAGUCAUAAGACUAAAGCAUAUCAGUUGUGA
This is a messenger RNA of Saccoglossus kowalevskii, 6087 nucleotides long. Its product is annotated as dedicator of cytokinesis protein 7-like. NCBI's taxonomy places the organism in Eukaryota, Metazoa, Hemichordata, Enteropneusta, Harrimaniidae. Gene Ontology annotation, biological process: positive regulation of GTPase activity; small GTPase-mediated signal transduction. The record is from RefSeq and is a predicted model, not a curated record. Gene Ontology annotation, molecular function: guanyl-nucleotide exchange factor activity.